AUGGCGAAGCGCAAGUCCAAAGCGGAUUCUCAAGCGUCCAUCGCGCGCUUUUGCAAAGAAGGUGCCAGCCCAGACGAUGGCAUCCAGGAUCCGGAGGUGCAUCCUGCGAACGAAGCGUUGGAGCAGUUCCGCGAAGCCAAAGCUUGGCUUGAAAAGCAGGGAUGCUGGAUGAAAGCCGGCUCGCCCACCGAGCCGAUGCAGGGCUUGAUGCCUAUGCCCACAGACUGGAGCGGCGCAAACUGUGCGGAGCUGAAGCGCUGCGUCAUUGGGCUUGGCGACAUCGACUGGGAUGACCGUCCCGGCAUGGCGGUGGCACAGGUCACAGUAUCACAUGUGCUUGAGGCACGUCGUUUUUGGUUCCCGGACGGCACCAUAUCGGAGAUGCCGGAUGUGAUGGUCAUGUACGGUGACGAAACACAGAGGGGGCAGCUUCGACUUCAGUCCAACUGCGCGAGGCUGAUGGCCUUUGUGAUGGAGUGGGCGGAGCACAGCAAGAAUGAGUGCUAUGCGUUGCCGUGCAUUCUGGUUCAAGCGGCACCGGAUUCACUGGAGUCAUUCUGGCUUCUGCACAAGAGAGGGGAGGAAGUCAUAGCCACAUGCCGGGCAGAUGCUUGGCAGCUGUAA
Symbiodinium sp. CCMP2592 is the source of this 624-nucleotide messenger RNA. The record is from the annotation of a GenBank genome assembly. Lineage: Eukaryota; Dinophyceae; Suessiales; Symbiodiniaceae.